This is a messenger RNA of Phyllostomus hastatus (greater spear-nosed bat), 765 nucleotides long. It is a transcript of the gene RPS9, whose product is annotated as ribosomal protein S9. The transcript has 5 exons. Gene Ontology annotation, cellular component: cytosolic small ribosomal subunit. The record is from RefSeq and is a predicted model, not a curated record. Bases 108 to 692 code for a protein of 194 amino acids. Lineage: Eukaryota; Metazoa; Chordata; Mammalia; Chiroptera; Phyllostomidae. Gene Ontology annotation, molecular function: structural constituent of ribosome; rRNA binding. Gene Ontology annotation, biological process: positive regulation of translational fidelity; translation.
UCAUGACGCAAAGGGAGGCAGCGUUGUUAUAAGAGCGCGGCCAGGGCGGGUACUCCCCUCUUUCUCAGUUUUCUGGAUCCGCGUGUAGGCGGGCGAGCGGAGGCAACAUGCCUGUAGCCCGGAGCUGGGUUUGUCGCAAGACGUAUGUGACCCCGCGGAGACCCUUCGAGAAAUCCCGCCUUGACCAGGAGCUGAAGCUGAUCGGAGAGUAUGGGCUCCGGAACAAACGUGAGGUCUGGAGGGUCAAAUUUACCCUGGCUAAGAUCCGUAAGGCUGCUCGGGAGCUGCUGACACUGGACGAGAAAGACCCACGGCGUCUGUUUGAAGGCAAUGCCCUACUGCGGCGCCUCGUGCGCAUUGGGGUGCUGGACGAGGGCAAGAUGAAGCUGGAUUACAUCCUGGGCCUGAAGAUUGAGGAUUUCUUGGAGAGGCGCCUGCAGACCCAGGUCUUCAAGCUGGGCCUGGCCAAGUCCAUCCAUCAUGCUCGUGUGCUGAUCCGCCAGCGGCACAUCAGGGUCCGCAAGCAGGUGGUGAAUAUCCCAUCCUUCAUUGUCCGCCUGGACUCCCAGAAGCACAUUGACUUCUCCCUCCGGUCCCCAUACGGGGGUGGCCGCCCAGGCCGAGUGAAGAGGAAGAACGCCAAGAAGGGCCAGGGCGGGGCUGGAGCUGGUGAUGACGAGGAGGAGGAUUAAGCCCCUCUUCCCCCCUGGACUGAGGAGUGUCUGAUUUUCCAGUUGGAUAAUAAAACAGAUCAACACUUUGGAA